Messenger RNA from Colletotrichum truncatum, 696 nucleotides. RefSeq names its product phospholipase carboxylesterase. Gene Ontology annotation, molecular function: hydrolase activity. Gene Ontology annotation, cellular component: cytoplasm; nucleus. The record is from RefSeq and is a predicted model, not a curated record. Lineage: Eukaryota; Fungi; Ascomycota; Sordariomycetes; Glomerellales; Glomerellaceae. Gene Ontology annotation, biological process: secondary metabolite biosynthetic process.
AUGGGGGUUACUGUGAAGAAGAUGCCCUCUCGGGCAAUACUUUGCGUACACGGUGGCGGGGCCUCGCCUGACAUCUUCCGAUUUCAGCUGGCGACAUUUCGUGCGGCGCUGAAAAACGAAUUCGAGUUCGUGUAUGCCGCCGGCCCACACAAAGCGAUUCCCGGUCCUGAUGUGCUCCCCUUUUUCGCUGGAAUGAAGGAGUUCUAUUCAUGGUUUCGGAGAGAAGCGACAUCAACUGACGAGGAAGUUGAGGUGUUCAAUGUCUCAAUUAAGGCGUCAGUGGAGAAAUGGGAGCGGACAAACCCGCACUCAAAGAUCGUGGGAGUGUUAGGCUUCUCACAAGGCGGUCUGGCAAGUACCAUGUUACUAUGGGAGCAACAGAUGGGACUCCUGCCAUGGCUGCCAAAGUUAGAGUUUGGGGUGUUGAUCUGUUCCGCGUAUAGCGAAGUAGAAGCAGAAUAUAUGCGGGAGAAUUCUAACUUGGGAGGGGAUGCCAUCCAAAAAAUAUCGGUCCCUUCUUUGCAUGUCCAUGGAAGCCAGGACUGUAAUCUUGGGCAAGCGAGGGACACCCUGGCGACACAUUACUCUGCAGAUUCUGCACGAGUUAUAAACUUUGAGGGGGCACAUCAUGUCCCUCAGAAAUGGGAGGACAUUGAGAAAAUGGCGAAUGCAAUCCGUCAAUUUGUCAGCGCAUGA